Messenger RNA from Babesia sp. Xinjiang, 762 nucleotides. RefSeq lists its product as uncharacterized. The transcript has a single exon. Bases 1 to 762 code for a protein of 253 amino acids. The record is from RefSeq and is a predicted model, not a curated record. Lineage: Eukaryota; Apicomplexa; Aconoidasida; Piroplasmida; Babesiidae.
AUGUUGGCGAUUUCUCAUGAGAGCCUGCAUGGCACGGCUUCCAUAGACACCGUCGACACAUAUCCAACGCGGGUGGUCAGCCUUUGCAACGUGGACCUGAAGUGUUUGUUGGAUGAGGAGGAGACGACGUGUUCGCCGUUCUCUGACCCCGUAGGUCUGAAGAACAGCGAGUCGAUGUUCUCCGACGACCCUAAUUACUUAUGGUACGUGAAGCAGCAAGCUGAGAUGCUGCGAGGGUCAUCCCUUGGUUUCCGAAGCCAUAGGCGUGACAGCAGCAACGUUGGAAGCGACGUGAGUUCCACAUGCGUAAUGGUGAACAUUAAGCACGACACUUGUGUAAAUUUGUGCGACAACCCUUCUGACAUGUGGCACGGCCUGAAGAUGUCCGACGGUACACCAGUGGUAAUCCGGUCGAGGCGGACGCGUACGAAGCGCUACUCGGACAAACGUCGCAGUGCUGCGUCAAAGGACAUGUGCGCACCCAAGGGGUCAGACCGUAAAGCUGCAGAACUUGUCCGAAAACUAUCUAAAGAUCGCAACUUACCCGGUAGGAUCGGUCCUAUCGAUUAUGGCACUGGCUUUCUUUCUUUGCAGAGAUACGUCGGUCGCGGUGAUGGCGCGAGUAUGAUUUACCGCAUGAAGCACGCCAAUGUUCGAUCGGCGCACAGCUCGCGGCGUAAGGAAAUCGUCGUACGUCAGCGACAGCUGCAAGUUCAACAUAAGUUGGCGGAGGCACGUGGUGUCGUUUUCUCGAAGAGGUAG